This is a messenger RNA of Plenodomus lingam JN3, 1638 nucleotides long. RefSeq lists its product as uncharacterized. The record is from RefSeq and is a predicted model, not a curated record. Lineage: Eukaryota; Fungi; Ascomycota; Dothideomycetes; Pleosporales; Leptosphaeriaceae.
AUGGCUUCCCUCGCAAGAAAUAAUGCCUUUGGUUGCCACAGUCCCAGUUGGAACCUUGCAUUUCCUGACGGCCAGUUGACGGCCAUUGAGAUUCUGGCAUAUCUGCCUCAUUGGCUCAAAUCAGUUGAUGUUAUCGAUCGUUUUGUUGCAAAUGGGGGAAAAUCAAGAGUCAUUGCUGCCAUUAUCAACGAAUUCCGCGAUCAGCCUACAGGGGCCAUCUUUCAGGCCAACUCGGCGCAGAUAAUGAUGUCCUUUGCGAUGCGUCGUGCUGGUUAUGUUGAUUGGACUGUUGGAACGUCUCAUGAGUGGGCGCGAGCUGUCAACAAAGAAGAGGGUGAUCUCAGUGUCACUGACUUCCGCACGCCUCGCAUCACGCAUCCCAAACACAUCUCAAAGACCAAGAAACCACUUCACGAAGCUGCUCAGAAUGAAGCAGCCGGACCAGUUGCCUUCAAGGAUCUGGCCUUACACGUAAAAAAGCACCCUUCUGGUGAAGACGCUCUCGACCUUUCCCGUUGUGUACGGUAUGCACUUGAACAUGCAGACGAGGAUUGGCUAUUUCCUGACCAUUUCGCGAUUCUCACCCAUCGCCUAGGUGGCCCAGCCCGCGUCACACACUCUCACCUCGACCGACAGGCGUUUGCUCGCCGCGAAAUUCUUUUCGCUUCUCCUUGUCGCACCUCCACCCUCACCGACGCACCACGUCCUAAGGCUAUGCCAACACCACGCAUAGCUCGCGCAAUCGAAGAAGCCGUUGUAGGAUUCCAACCAGGCAAUUCUGCCAAUUCCAAUCGGAAACGUAAGCUAGGUGCAGACUCCAGCAAAAUGGCUACCAGCAACAAGAGGAGGAGCAGCAGGCUCGUUGGCAAAAACAUCAACUUUCGCGAGGAAUCAGAUGUAGAGGACGUGGAUGAGAGUUACCUGCAGUCGCCAUACUCUAAGAGAUAUGCCACAUCAGCCAAAACACGUAGGCUAGGUCGCUCGCCCUCGAAUGACAGUGACUUUGUCGGUGGAGCUUCUGAACCUGACGAGGACAUCCCCGAAUCGGAGGUGGCUUCUGGUGAUGAUGAGACUUCACUUACACCCAAACUCCGUCGCAUGGCAGCUCAGAAGGCGCGCAAGGGUAUGCAGUCGGCCUUUGUCGGUGAAAGCAGUCACACAUCAACCAUGAGCAAAGGGAAAGCCAAUGUCUUGCUGCCAGCUGCUCAGCCAGCAUACAUGUCUACAGUCGUUCGUCCCGAAGUCCUGAACGUGGCUAAGAAAUUCGCCUUUCGCCGCCCAGUUUGGCUGGCCCCGCCUAUCCUCUCAGCGAACCGUCUCAAGGUCGACUCCUCUAGCCUCCGUCUUUAUGCUGCCGAGGAUUGCACCACUGAAUCUGAGAUGUGGUUUUCUGCGCUCUCAUGCUACCGCUUCUAUGGCCCGCGUCGACACCCGCCCUUCCGUGAAUUACACCGCUUGACCGACCCCAACGAAAGUGACUCCAGCGACUGGGCUGAGAAUAUCCGUUGGGCCAAGGAGCAAUGCCGCGCGUUUGGAAGCGACACUUGGACCGAGUACGACCACCAUCUCGAGACGAUCACUGAGCACAGGAGGGAGAGCAUGUGGGUCAGUGAGGAGACCAUUAAGGCUGGCAUGUAG